Penicillium salamii is the source of this 1296-nucleotide messenger RNA. The record is from the annotation of a GenBank genome assembly. NCBI's taxonomy places the organism in Eukaryota, Fungi, Ascomycota, Eurotiomycetes, Eurotiales, Aspergillaceae.
AUGACGGAGGAGACUUUACUGACGGAUCUAUGUGCGAUAUGGUAUGGCAGAUCUCAUAUGAAAGUUGAACCCAUGCUAACAUCCGUGUGCAGCCAUAUCAUUCCUCCCAAAUACAAAUGCCCGCGCUGCUCAAUACGCACUUGUUCUCUGCCAUGCACGCGGCGCCAUAAGCUCUGGUCAGAAUGCUCUGGUGUUCGCGACCCGGCGGCAUAUCUGAAGCGCAGUGAGCUGAGUACCGAGUCCGCAUUCGACCGCGAUUUCAACUUCAUCACUGGCAUCGAACGAACCCUCGAGCGAGCAGACAGAGAAGUCGAUAACCGCGGUAUUGACCUUGCGCGAGGUGCGCAGAUCGACGAGCAUGGGGCUGAUGGUACCUCGGAGGCAGCGACAGGUCUCAAGAGAAAACACCCCAGCCAAGGCCUGGCCAAGGGCGAAGCUGGGUUCCUGCGUGGGGCUGAGGCGGGUGGUGUGACAGUCAUCCGAGCUCCCAAGGGGAUGUCGAGGAGUAAACAGAAUGGAUCGCGGAUGCAUCCUAAGCACAAAUGUCUUUCCUGGACCGUGGAGUGGAUCACUGCUGAUGGUGGGAAGACCAUUCGGAAUUCCGUCGUGGACACAUGCUCUGUAGCAGAGGCCUAUGACCGAUGCUGUCCGCGUCCGAAGGAGCCACAGCCAGCUUCUGUGACCACGAAAGACGAAAGAGACAAAGAUCUGCCGAGUGUCCCCACUGAGAACACAGACAAUGGCAAAGGCCAUGACUCCCAAGGUCCAACUGCAGCAUCUGCAGAGACCACCACAGAACCAAAAUCAGAGCAGCCUCUGAUCUCCGACGCACCAGAGACGUCGACGGAAACACCAGCCCAAACCGAAAACCAAGAGGUCGAGGCAGUACCAGACCAGAGUAUCUCCCCUCACCGAGGCCUCUUCUUCUACCUUCACCGUCCACGCACCACAACCAAAAAACCUGUGCUGGCUCCCCUCUUGCAGUCAGCGAGCUUAAACACUAUUCUUCGGAAUCGGACCGUGCUCGAGUUCCCUACCAUAUACGCCCUUCCGGAUCGGGCAGAGAAGCUACUCGCAGAACAAGAAAGCUCGCCAUUCAUUUUGGAGGAAGAGUAUCUUAAAACCGUUGGACUGGAAGAAGCACAAUUGUCCACCGAAAGCGAUGAAGAUGACUCGACAGGGGAUGACAAUCUGCCCGGAUCUUCAGUGGAUCUUCAAAAUAUCGAUGAGAAAAAAGUGCUGGAGGUAUUGAAACAGGAUCUAUUCGAACCAGUGCUGGACACUGGUUCUAUGUAA